UGCAUGACUGAAGAAAGCCAGAAAAUGUCCUACCAGAUAGCUUGGGUGAUUCUACUCUGUCUGCGGAUGACUACUUCACGGGAAGGGAUAUUGAUCCAGCAGAGCCCAGCACAGAUCUUUCUGGCCUCUGGAGAAACUGCACGGAUAGACUGUAAGCUUUCAACAAGAAGUCAGUAUAUAUACUGGUACAAAGAGCUUCAGAAUGGAAGUUUGCACAGGAUUUACCACAGUUAUGAGUUUGCUGCAGCUCCACAUGAAAAAUACUCGAGUACAGUGAACAUUACGGCAAAAACGUUUACUCUGAUUAUAAGUAACGUACAAAAAAAUGACUCUGGGGUGUAUUACUGUGGCCUUGCUGUAUACAUACAUCUAAACUUUGGGAAUGGGACCAGGCUAAUUGUCACAGAUGCCUCUGAGCCGAGCCUUUCCAUCCUGGUUCCCUCCAACCCAGAUGAUGCUGAGCUUCCCCCCGUCAUUCCUCUGCUCUGCCUGCUCUCUGAUUUCACUCCUCCCUGGAGUGCUGUUCUUUGGGACACUGGUGAGCAAGUGUCUGAAGGUCAGAUGGAUACUGGAGCCAUAGACGGGAACGGGGUCUUUAGUGUUUGGAGCCUAAUGACAAUCCCUCCUGCGACGUGGAACCAGAAGACAAACUGCAUUUGUACAGCCAAGGAGAACAGCACAGGGAGAAGCAUCAAUGCUACAGUCUCCAAGGAAACAGAUGAGGCCUGGAAAGAAAACUGCAAUGAUGUGUUAUAUGUUGGGCUGUCUUGUAUUUUCAUCCUUGUCGUCAUCCAGCUGCUGAUCCUGCUCUUCAGAAAGUGUCCAACCAGAGCAGGGAGAGCUGUGCAAACAGGGAAUCAAAUACCUAUGAGGCACAUUCCACAGACCGAGUAUGCAGCUGUGAGGUACAAGAAAUGAAAAGUCCCUUUUUAACUGACAUGGUCUGACAAAAUUAUUUAUGGGGUUUAAAGAAGCUAUGCAUGAGGGGAAAAUUAAAGUGAAAGAGAAUUUCUGAGUCUAAUGUCUGCACUUUACUAAUUACUAAAAUGUGAGGUGGCUGGGCUUAAAUUACAACUUGUUAUAAAUGUACCAAUCUCCAAACCCUU
Molecule: messenger RNA, 1106 nt
Organism: Caretta caretta (loggerhead turtle)
Lineage: Eukaryota; Metazoa; Chordata; Testudines; Cheloniidae
Product: T cell receptor alpha chain MC.7.G5
Source: RefSeq, a predicted model, not a curated record